Molecule: messenger RNA, 1425 nt
Organism: Gossypium raimondii (Peruvian cotton)
Lineage: Eukaryota; Viridiplantae; Streptophyta; Magnoliopsida; Malvales; Malvaceae
Product: remorin 1.4
Exons: 6
Coding region: 275-1129 (284 amino acids)
Source: RefSeq, a predicted model, not a curated record
AUCACCUACACCACCACUUCUUCCUUUGUCUUUGCUUUUAUAAACCACCCAACCUUUUCAUUCCUUGUAUACCUCCACUUUUCUUUCUUGAACCCAUUAAUGAAGAAUUUGCCACACCUCAUUCUCCUUUGUUUUUGAUACAGGAAUCUGCCAUCAACCAGAUUACUUGCCUCCAUAGAAGAUAAGUUGAGCAGUACUAAAAACCAAAGUCUACCACCAUUUCAAAGGAGAGAAGAGAACCCAGAAUUGGUUUCAAAACCAAUUUUCUGGCAAAAUGACUAGUUGGAAUCAUGAUUCAAACUAUAUAACAGAGCAAGUAGUUGGAGUUGCAGCUGCUGCAUAUGUCAUUACAUCGAUUGCAGAAACCUCUUCGAUCAAGGACAAGAACAGAAAGGAAGGUCUAACAUUUUCAACAUGGAAACCUGGCAUCGUAUCCGAACAAUUUUCAGGUGAAGGUUCGAAGAAAGUUCCAGACAGUGCAGACAUCAAAGUGCCAGUACCCAAUGCCAAAGAUGAAAAAGCAACUAGACGUGGGUCAUCGUUUAGAAGACCUGCUAUUUUUACUGAUAACGUGGGCAGCUCUAGUCGUACAGAACCUGGAAGUUCCCGGAAACCUGAUACACUUUCCAGUCAACCAGAACGUGCAGCACCGAAACCUGAAAGAGCAACAUCAAAACCAGACCAUCAUGCCAUUAAACCAGGAACUCCUGCAACAAGACCCGAACUGCCUCCUACCCCUAAACCUGUGCCUCCGGUGGUAGAACCCAAAAGACAGCAUACAGUAAGGCCAGGGUCAGAUCAAGCAAAAGCAGAUGCUUGGGAGAAAGCAGAGAUGGCUAAAAUCAAAGACCGGUAUGUGAAGUUAAAUAACACUAUACUCGAAUGGGAGGAAAAGAAGAAAAAGAAGGCCAGAAGCAAGCUGGACAAAGCAGAGAAGAGUGAAUCGGAGAAAAAGAGAGCAAGAGCCUUAACCAAAUUUAGGAAUGAAAUGGACUACAUCAAACAAGUUGCAGAUGGAGCAAGAGCACAGGCAAAUGCUAGACAAAGAAAUGAUGAGCUUAAAGCAAAGGAAAAGGCAAACAUAAUUAGAACAACAGGAGAGCUUCCGAUGACAUGCUUCUGCUGUUGAAUUUAACUAAUAAGUAGUAUCAUGACUUUCAAGUCACAUAUAAAACCACUUACACAAUGCUUUGACUAAUUAAACGAUGCCUAAGCACAAGUAGAGACACUAUAAUUUUAAUCAUUUAGCCUUGUUUCAAACAGAUAACUCUUCAAGAACCUUGAGUUGCUUUACUAAUAUUUCGGACAACUGAUGUUUAGUGUGAACAUAUAUGAAGCCAUAUAGCAGCUCAUGCAGAAAAUCCUAGCCCAUGUCUUGGACAGGACUCUGUUACUCAAAAUAAAAUAAUAAAUUUACAGCGCAAA